Molecule: messenger RNA, 852 nt
Organism: Acanthamoeba castellanii str. Neff
Lineage: Eukaryota; Discosea; Longamoebia; Acanthamoebidae
Product: peptide synthetase, putative
Exons: 6
Biological process (GO): amino acid activation for nonribosomal peptide biosynthetic process; secondary metabolite biosynthetic process
Cellular component (GO): cytoplasm
Molecular function (GO): phosphopantetheine binding
Source: RefSeq, a predicted model, not a curated record
AUGGUGUCCUCGGCCAUCCAGCGGGACGGCUUCCGCCUGAAGACGCUGCUCGAAGAGAGGCUGGCUGCGCGCGAUCCCAUCACCAUCAUGCAGGCCACCCCGGCUUCGUGGCGCAUGCUGUGGUACGUGGCCGCCCGCCCGCCCGCACUCCUCGCGGUUGCGGCGGGCUGGCAGGGCGAUGCGGAGCACCUGCGGAUCUGGUGCGGCGGCGAGGCCAUGACGUGCGACCUCGCGCGGCAGCUCCUGCCGCGUUGCGCCGCCCUGUGGAACAUGUACGGCCCCACGGAGACCACCGUGUGGGCCUCCGCCCUCCGCGUCACUCUCGAACACACCCAGGGCUCCUCCAUCCCCGUAGGCGGUAAGGAGCACAACAGCCAGUUCUUCCUCUUGGACGCCUACCGACAACUGGUGCCUGCGGGUGUGCUGGGCGAAUUGUACAUAGCCGGCGAUGGGGUGGGUUCGUACGUCGACCCCGAGAUGACGGAACGGUCAUUUGUAGAUAAUCCAUUCAAGCUCAAAUAUUUGCCGCACUCGAGCGACAAGAUGUUCCGAGUCGGCGACGUGCUGCGCUACAAGGACGGCGACGACAACACGCUCGAAUUUUUGGGGCGGGUCGACCACCAGGUCAAGAUCCGGGGCUAUAGGAUCGAGCUCGAGGAGAUCAUGAACUGCGUCUACCAGCACCGCAGCGUCAAGGAGUGCCUCGUGGUGGCCAGGGAGCCGGACUACGCCGGCGGCGAGAAGUACCUGGUGGCCUACAUCAUCAUGGAGAGCAGCGUAGUCGGCGAUGACGUCAGCAGCGCCGGUGGUGGUGACGUCAGCAGCAACCACCACGAGGCCAAGGCGCGGAUG